Messenger RNA from Colletotrichum spaethianum, 2052 nucleotides. Its product is annotated as heterokaryon incompatibility protein 6, OR allele. Lineage: Eukaryota; Fungi; Ascomycota; Sordariomycetes; Glomerellales; Glomerellaceae. The transcript has a single exon. The record is from RefSeq and is a predicted model, not a curated record. Bases 1 to 2052 code for a protein of 683 amino acids.
AUGCCCCUCAGCCAAGACCGCCGUGAAAUCAGGCUGGUCCGGCUCCGUCCCCUGCCCGGGUUGGAGCUCAAGACAGACAACAAAAUCUCACUCGAAAUCCGCCACGUUUCGCUCGACGAUGACGACGUCACCUACUCGGCCCUAUCGUAUGUCUGGGGCGACGCCGGCGACACCUUAACAGUCGAUAUUGAUGGCGUUUCCUUCGCUGUCACAAGGAAUCUACACGCAGCGCUGCAGCAGCUCGCCCGAAACGGCGUGGACUCGUGGCUGUGGAUUGAUGCAGUUUGUAUCGCGCAGGCCAAUCUAGGAGAGAAGGGCUGGCAGAUCAAUGCUAUGCGUAAUAUCUUCAGCGGCGCGGAGAUGGUAUACAUGUGGCUAGGUCCUGGGUGCAGGGAGAGUGAUGCUGCAAUGGACUUCAUUUUGCGGGUUGGGCCAGCGCUAAACGAGACCGACAUUAGAAGCCGCGUCAGAUCACAGCACUUGGGAUUAAGAACGAUCACAUCAUACAUCAGUUCUCGUUUCUCUUCACAGGGCGAACCGUUUACGCCCACGCUAGAGUCAAGUUCGGAUUCGGUGGAUAUUGGGAGUAUCUCAACCGAGGUUGAGCAGAACACCUCUCCAGAUGAUGUCCAAGAAAUAAAUUCGGAGAUGAAACUAGCCGUCUACGAACUUUUAUGCGACUUUUUCUCCCAAAAGACACCUCCGCUACAAAUUGGCAUUAAUAACAUACUUCAGAGGGAAUACUGGCACCGCAUAUGGAUCAUACAAGAGGUCACUCUGGCUUGGGAGGCAGUGGUGGUCGUUGGGACCAGGAGCGUCUCGCUUGACGUCUUCGAUACCGCCUUUACCGCACUGUGGGAGUUUUUGCCUUGCAUUAAACUGAAACGUACAGCAUGGUCGUUCUUCGAGGGAGGCAUGUCACGCGCUCUCUACCCUACUAAAUCCCUUGCAGUCCGCAAUAGUUGGAAGGCGGGCGUAGACGUCCGACUGGCUGACAUCAUCUGGAGAGUUGGCGCCGGCCCGGGUCGACCUCACUAUUCCGCCUCAGAUCCGCGGGAUAUCGCUUUCGGUCUACUUGGAGUAUUGCGAGCAGAUGAAAUGGGGUACCUUCAGGCAGACUACUCGCUGUCGAUAGAGGAGGUUUUUAUUCAAGUCACCGCAGCUUUGCUGAACAACCCGGAACGAUCCGGCUUCUUUCUUGAUUGCGUACAACCCGGGGACCUGAGCGGGAUCUUGCCAACUUGGGUUCCGGAUUGGCGAGAUAUCGGUCAGUAUGGCAGGGGUACCUAUCCUAUCAGUUAUGUUAUCAGCUUCGAGGCAGCUGUAAAGAAAACCCAACAGCGAGCAUUUACGGACGCCGUGAGAAGAGACGGUACGUUUAGUGUAUGUCUGAGCGGCUGCUGGAUCGACGAGGUCACUGAGGUCAUGGAGGCGCCGGUUUGGCUUCAAUACUCCCAUUACGAAGCAUCGCAGUUGGAGGACCCAGAUGCCUGGGCGCGAUCAGUUAUUGCUUUUACUGGGCUCAACCCCAAAUACGGCGGCCCCGAAGAUGAUCAUGUCUGGCGGACUCUCACAUGCGGUGAAUGCGAUCUUCCACACGACAGUCGGUCUCGACCCUUCAAGGACGAACUCAACCGGUUACGACCUCGCAUGAUGCGUGUUCAACGUGUGGACGCUGCCACACUGACGACCGAAGAGGCAGCAUUUGUGAGGCAAUACUUUAACGGCGGGAUUGAAAAGGGCUCAGCGGUGAGAGUGCCUGUGGAUGAUGAAGAAUUGGAUGUAUUUGCGACUCGUUGGAGACGGAGCAUCGGCUCAAGAACCAGAAACCGAGUCUUAUUCAAGACUGCACAGGGAAUGCUUGGGCUAGGACAUGAUGUGGUUAAAGUCGGCGAUGUCGUCACAUUGAUAUGGGGGACACGCUCUCCAAUCGUCUUGCGAAAGCGAUCAGAAGGGGGCUUCUUUUUCCGGGGAGACGCAUACAUCGAUGGCCUCAUGCGUGGAGAAUACCUCAGCACCGAGCCGGAAGAGAAAGAGUUCGUGUUGUACUAG